AUGUCGCGUAAACAAGAUACAUUAGCAGUGUGUGGAAAUCCUUUAUACCUUGAGUGGUUAAAAGUUUGGAUGGAAAAUGCCAAGGAUAAUAAUAAUACCAAACUUUAUUACACGUACAAAAAGGCUUUUGAGUCCAUGUCAGUAUAUCCAUUACCAUUUAAUCAUCCAAGGGAAGCAGCUAUUUUAAGUGGUAUUGGUCCUAUCAUUUGCAAAAAGUUAGAGAAAAAAUUAAAAGAACAUUGUGAUGAACAUGAUUUGACCAUGCCUGAACCUCCUGAUGAAAUCUCAAGUUCUAAGCAAGUUGUUGUGACAGAAAAUAUAAAUCAAGAUCAAGAAAAAAGAAAUUCUAAUUUCUUUGAACCAAAGAAAAGAAAAAAAGCCACAUCAUCAAAAACAUAUGUUCCAAAAUAUCGUACUGGUCCCUAUGCAAUCAUGGUAGCAUUAUACAAAUCUUAUAAAGAUGAAUUGACUCACAGUAUGACAAAAUCAGAUUUGUUAAGGGAAGCUCAAAAAUAUUCUGAUACAUCCUUUGAAGUAUCAAACAAUCGUAGAAAACAUUACACAGCCUGGAGUUCUGUGAAAAUUUUGUUAGAAAGAGAUUAUGUAUAUAAAAGUGGAUGUCCCUCAAGGUUUUCAUUAACAGAUAUUGGCAUGUCAGUUGCUCAACAAAUGGCCGAUAUUCAAAUCGAACAAGGGCAUGAGGCUAUAAAUACAGUUGAUGAAAACCAGCUAAACUCAAAUGAUGAGAAAAAUGUCAAUGAAAGUGAUACUAUAGAAAUAAAAGAAAGUGUGGCUAGUAACACUGAAGGAAACCAGCAGGGAGCUAUUGAAAUUGAAGAUAAUUUGACUGCUGAACCUGUUUUGACAUUAGAACCAUAUUGUUCCAAUAAUAUUAAUUUACCAAACUAUGAUUUUGAGGAUCGAGAUUUUAUACAAGAUGCAUUAAUAAACAGAGGAGUGAAAUUAUCUGUUAGAAGUUUAGAACUUGGUGAUGUUUUAUGGGUGGCUAAAAAAUAUGGAUCAACCACAAAAGAUGAAGAAAUUGUAUUAGACUAUAUUAUUGAAAGGAAAAGAAUGGAUGAUUUGAUAGGAAGUAUCAAAGAUGGAAGAUUUAGAGAACAAAAGUUCCGUCUUUCUAAGUCUGCAAAUUUACCUAACGUAAUAACUACUGCUACGACUUCUUCAAUACAAUCUUCAAAACUUAACACUAAUACAAGUCCCACUACAUCUCAGAUUAUUAAUGGCAAAAGUGAUCUUUCCAACGAAAUCCAAUCUUCCGCUGCUUCUUCAACCACUAAAUCCACACCAGCAAGAUGGGCUGAUCUUCUUCGUACAAAUGGUGCAAAUAAUCAUAAUUCUGCACAAUCUACUCCUCAAAAAUCUAAUAAUACCACUCCAAAAUUACAAAGCUCUUCAACAUUUGCGAAACAAAGGAAAUCUUCUGUCUCGUUGCCCAACGGUAAGCCUAUUUUGAAUGGCUUGACAGGCAUUUUGAAAAGUUAUGAACUGUCGUUAAAAGGAACUUUUAUUCAACCUCGAGGUCUUAUGAAUAAUGGAAACACAUGUUUCAUGAAUGCCAUUUUACAACCGCUUUCUCAUUGUCCUCCAUUAUACAACCUACUCAUGACUGUUAGUAAAGAAGUAGCUCAUAGUUUUAAAAGCAAAACUCCACUCAUAGAUUCUCUUGUUAUGUUUAUGAAUGAGUAUAAACAAUCAAAGCUUGGCGAUAAUGCCGAAGAAACUCCUGUCAGUAGAAUAUUCGGAGGGCAAUUUAGAUCUGUUUUGAAAUGUCCUGGAAGCAAUGAUUCAAUCACUUUACAACCUUAUCAGUCUUUACAAUUAGAUAUUCAACCUGAUGAUGUCAAGACCAUUGGUGAUGCUUUAAAAAACCUUACAGCUCCUGAACGUGUGGAUGAUUUUUAUUCUACUCAAAAAGGAGGAAAUGCUACAAAAAACUUAUCUAUUCAAACGUUACCACCAAUACUUAUACUCCAUUUGAAAAGAUUUGUUUACGAUAAUGUCGGCGGUACGCAAAAAUUGAGCAAAUUUAUUAGUUAUCCAGCAAAAUUAAAUAUUCAAGCCGAUAUGUUUGCUCCUAGUCGCCGGCCAUCUCAACCGGCAGAAUAUAAACUUUUCGUGGUCUACCACCAUGGAAAAUCGGCAAUGGGGGGACAUUACACCUGUGAUAUUCUUCGUCAGAAUGCUGAAUGGCUCCACAUUGAUGAUACGGUGAUCACGCCGAUAUCAGCUGAGGAUGUGGCGCUAGCUGAGUGUCCUACUCAGCCAACUGAUCGGUUGGCCUACAUCUUGUUCUAUAUGAAAUCCAACUGA
Molecule: messenger RNA, 2331 nt
Organism: Entrophospora sp. SA101
Lineage: Eukaryota; Fungi; Glomeromycota; Glomeromycetes; Entrophosporales; Entrophosporaceae
Source: the annotation of a GenBank genome assembly